Messenger RNA from Brassica oleracea var. oleracea, 932 nucleotides. RefSeq names its product rho GDP-dissociation inhibitor 1-like. Lineage: Eukaryota; Viridiplantae; Streptophyta; Magnoliopsida; Brassicales; Brassicaceae. The record is from RefSeq and is a predicted model, not a curated record. Gene Ontology annotation, biological process: Rho protein signal transduction. The coding region runs from base 180 to 854 and encodes 224 amino acids. The transcript is spliced from 6 exons. Gene Ontology annotation, cellular component: cytoplasm; cytosol; membrane. Gene Ontology annotation, molecular function: protein binding; Rho GDP-dissociation inhibitor activity.
UUUAGCUCUCUUUAUUUUUCUUCCUGUUACCUUCUUCUCAUUCUUUUGACCAAAAAAAAUCCUUUAAUUAAACUAAAUGGUUGUCUCCUCAACUGCAGGAAACCAUAUUGAAUCAAAUCGAAUAGUGGAAAUUUUCUAGGAACCAAAUUAAAUCAGAACAAUAUAUCAAGAAAACAAAGAUGGUUUUGAAAGAGGAGGAGAAGAAAGCUGAAGAAACUUCAGAAGAUCAAAAGGGAAAAGGGACGUUAAGCAGAAAGAACAGCCACAGCUCUUUGUGUCCGACUGAUGAUGACGAUGAAGACGAAGACAAGAAGCUUGAGCUUGGUCCCAUGAUCGCUCUCAAAGAACAGCUCGAGAAAGACAAGGAUGAUGAAAGCUUGAGGAGAUGGAAAGAACAACUUCUAGGCAGUGUGGAUAUAGAGGACGUUGGAGAGACUCCGGAUCCGGUGGUAAAGAUAAUGUACUUAACAAUUAGGUCACCGGAUAGAGAAGACAUGGUAUUGACGGUACCUGAAGACGGUAACCCGACAUCGAAAGGACCAUGGUUUACUCUCAAAGAAGGCUCUAAGUACACUCUUGUAUUUACUUUCCGUGUGACCAACAACAUUGUGUCCGGCCUCCGGUACAGCAACUCGGUUUGGAAGACCGGACUCAAGGUGUAUAGUAGAAAGGAGAUGCUAGGAACGUUUAGUCCACAGGCGGAACCGUAUACCCAUGUCAUGUUCGAAGAAUCGACACCGUCUGGUAUGCUUGUUAGAGGCUCCUAUUCCGUUAAAUCUAAGUUCGUAGACGACGACAAUAAGUGCUACCUGGAGAACAACUACACCUUCGACAUUCGCAAGAAUUGGCUGUGAUCCUUCACAUAAGUUACUGGAAGAAGAAAUACAUAAUAUAUUAGUAUAUUAUUCAUAAUUGUUUCAUAUUUUGUUGUC